This is a messenger RNA of Eimeria maxima, 573 nucleotides long. RefSeq lists its product as hypothetical. The coding region runs from base 1 to 573 and encodes 190 amino acids. The record is from RefSeq and is a predicted model, not a curated record. Lineage: Eukaryota; Apicomplexa; Conoidasida; Eucoccidiorida; Eimeriidae. The transcript is spliced from 2 exons.
AUGUCCACGAAAGCCCAACCAGGCUUUCCUACUGCGAAAGAAGCAGAGGAACAAGUUGACAGCGCCAGUGAAGUAUAUGAGGAGGAAGACGACGAGGCGUCGAUAGAAGGGGAAGAAGGUGGAGGGCCGGCGUCGGUGCCGCCUCAAGGAGUGGAGGAGGGGGGGCAGGACGGGGAGGAAGAGGAUGAUGAUGAUGAUGAGGAGGAGGAUGAUGAAGAGGAACAGGAAGAAGAGGACGUGCUAAGUGAGGACCUUGACGAGAGUUUAGAAGAUGAAGAAGAUGAAGAAGAAGGAGACGGGGGGGCCCUUGCGGAGGAGGGACACCCAACUGUGGGACAGAAACGCGAACGCCAGCAGCUGCAACAGCAAGAGGGAGAAACUGAAAACAAUCUCGAACAAGAGGAUUCUCAGGAAGGCAGCGAAAGUGAUGAUGAUGUAGAGGAGGUGGAACCAGAAGAAGACGAUGAACAGCUGGAGGCACAGAGCACAGAAGACAUCGAUGACGAAUCCGAAAAUGUCGAAGAGGAAGAAGAAUCUUCCCAGGAGCCCCAGGCCAAACGAGCCCGUACUUGA